UACGGUCAUAUAAUAAUUUUUUAAAAUACAAUUUUUGAAUUUAUACAUCACACACAAGUGAGUUUUGAUAAUGAUAAAAAAUAGCACAGAAUGAUUAAUGUAUGAUUUAAUACAGUAUUAUAGACAAUAAGAUUUUCUUUACUUAAUUAUAAUAUUUUAAGCAUGUUUAAAUAGGAUUAUAGUAAAUAUAAUAUUUUAUCCAAAUAUGCACGUAUAAAUUCUUGUAAAGAAGACAACGCAUGAAAUUUCUUCAAAGAAGAGUCAGAAAAAAAGUUUCACUGGUUGCUUGUAGGCUGAUAUAAUUUCAUAAAAAUGGCAUGUAUAAAAUUAAGUAAAAAUGCAAGAAAAUUAUAUGCAAGAUAUUCAACCAAAAAAAAAACAAAAUGAACUUUUAUAUAGAUAUGGAUAUUUUUUAUUAAUGCUUUUGUGUAUGAUGCUUGCUUCUGUUAAACCACAUUUUGGUAAAACAAAUGGUAUUCUGAAUGGAAAUAUUAUUAUUCGAUAUUUUGCUAUUCCUUUAACAUACUUAGAAGCAGGUUUAUUGUGUGAUCCAAAAAUGCUUUAUUUAACAUUAAGCAAUGGUUCUCUCUUAAUAUUUACAAUGACUUUUAUAUAUAUUUUAAUGCCUUUUCUUAUGAGACUUGGGGUAUGUUUAUUGACUUAUAUCAAUGUCAAUGUGUGGUUAUUGAAAGGAAUGGAAGUACUUUAUUGCAUGCCACCUCCAUUUAAUACAAGUUUUGUAUUAUGUCGAUUAGCACAAGCAGAUUUAUCAACAAGCAUUGUGAUUACUUUAGUAUCUCAUUUUGGAGGAUUAUUUAUUUCUCCUAUAUUAUUAUAUUUUGUGUUAGGAGCAUCUACACCACCUUUGGUUGGUAUAAAUAUAAAAGAAACCAUUUAUAGUACUAUUAUACCAUUAAUUAUUGGUAUUGCAAUUCAAAUUAUUAUUUUAAAGUACGAUAUUUGUCCAAAAAUUAAAUCACCUUGGUUUUCUCAAGGAUUAUUAUUAGCUACAGCAUAUCAUUGGUUUUGUGAUGCAUUGUUAGUAGAUGCAUCAUCUUUGCAAGCUUCUGAUGUAUUAUUAUGUGUAUUAAUUGCCUGUGCGGGACAACUAUUUGUUAGCUGCUUAUGUUGGAUUUUGUGCUCUCGGUGGUUACCUCGAAAUAUUUUGCUAGCUACACUAUUUACAAGUACUCACAAAUCAGUUGGUCUUGGUAGCUGGAUUUUACGUGGUGCUUAUCAUGGUUCAGCUCAUGGUUCAGCUGUGAAUUUACCAUUAUCAAUAUUACCAGUUGCACAAUUAUUAUUAGGUAGUUUACUAGCUGGCUGGUUGUCUCCAUAAUAUAAAAUGUUACGUGAUUAUUUUAAAUAAUUUCUUUUGCGAAUUCUGCUUUCUAAUUGAAAUUAUGUUUAUAUAUACUAUCUGUUUCUACUACUGUUAUAUAUGUUUAUAUAUACUGU
Apis laboriosa (Himalayan honeybee) is the source of this 1458-nucleotide messenger RNA. RefSeq names its product sodium/bile acid cotransporter 7-like. The record is from RefSeq and is a predicted model, not a curated record. NCBI's taxonomy places the organism in Eukaryota, Metazoa, Arthropoda, Insecta, Hymenoptera, Apidae. Gene Ontology annotation, cellular component: plasma membrane. The transcript is spliced from 7 exons. The coding region runs from base 338 to 1339 and encodes 333 amino acids.